Messenger RNA from Cryptococcus wingfieldii CBS 7118, 1473 nucleotides. RefSeq lists its product as hypothetical. The coding region runs from base 1 to 1473 and encodes 490 amino acids. The transcript is spliced from 8 exons. Gene Ontology annotation, cellular component: cytoplasm. Gene Ontology annotation, molecular function: oxidoreductase activity. Lineage: Eukaryota; Fungi; Basidiomycota; Tremellomycetes; Tremellales; Cryptococcaceae. The record is from RefSeq and is a predicted model, not a curated record.
AUGUCUACUUUCCCACAACCAUUCACCUCGACCGUCUCUCAUUGGCAGGCUACCAACAGGGGUAAAGACUCGCUCUUUGGGCAUAAUAAGGAUAAGGCUUUGCCGGGGGAUGUUGUUGAUUAUUGUGUUGUUGGCGCCGGUAUGGCAGGCGCGACGACGGCGUACAGGCUUACUCGACCUGGUGUGGAAGAAGGCAAGAGGGUCGUCAUUCUCGAGGCCAAAGACGUAGCUUCCGGCGCUUCCGGCCGAAAUGGCGGCCACUGCGCCCCCUACUCAUUCGCAGCCCUCCACAACUACCUCACCCCCCAAGCCCAAGGUGGCGUCGGGCUCGACAUGGAAGAAGCGCUCGAAGCGCUGGAUCUGGAGAGACGGGUGUUGAUAGAGUUGAGGGAGAUUGUGGAGAGGGAGGGGUGGGGGGAGAAGGUUGAUUUUUGGAGUGGGGAGAAGGUUGAAGUUCGCGUUACACCCGAAGGUGCCGAGAAGAUGGACAAGCUCUACGCCCUCUGGUCUUCCGCCCGCGCAGCUUCGCGAUUCAAAGACAUCCCCCUCGAAUGGUCUUGGACCCAUGACCCCGCUACUGCCCAAGCCACGACGCGCAUGAAGAACGCCCAAGGAUUCUCCAAAGGCCCCGCCGGCUCACUCCACCCGCACAAGCUUACAACCGCCUUCCUCAAAUCCGCCCUCUCCUCUCCUACUUCCAACGCUGAGCUCUACUCCUGGGCCCCUGUUCAAAAGAUCUCGAAGGAGGAUGGGCUUUGGGUUGUGGAUUGUGAGGAGAGAGGUACAGUGAAGGCGAAGAAUGUUAUCUUGUGUACCAAUGCGCACACUCCCAACUUGUUUAAGGGGUCUGAUAUCGACAAAUUCCUAACGCCCUUCCAAGGCCAAGCAGCCAACGUCACCCCUCCCCCAUCCUACUCUGGCUCCAAAGCCCUCGACAAUACAUACACCACCGAUAACGGCACGUACCUCAUCAACACUACGCAUGCUGGGAUUGUGCAUGGGUUGUAUCAAAAGACGUCGUUGGGGAAGGGGUUGAUGGAGAGGAAGGAUGUUUGGGGGAAUGUUGAUGAUAGUGUUGUGCAUCCUGCUGCUAGGAAGUGGCUCGCCGAGUACUGCGCGAACAACUUUGAAGGGUGGGAGGAGACCGCGCCAGGGGAAGGCGGGAUGAGGUUCUGGUCAGGUAUCAUGUGUGCUACACAGGACACACUUCCUCUCGUCGGCCAGGUGCCAAAGGAGCAGGUGCCAGGUGGGGAUAGUCAAGGUCUUUACAUCGCUGCUGGGUUCCAUGGCCACGGCAUGGGCCGCAUAGUCCUCGUCACAAAGUACCUCGUCGACUAUAUCAUCUCUUCCAAAGAAGGCGAGGGGCAGUGGGAUGGAGGGUUUCCAAAGAGUUAUGUGAUUUCGCAGGAGAGGUUGGAGAGGGGGAAUGCGGUGGAGGGGUAUUUGGAUGAGGGGUCGAACAGGUUGGAUUGA